This is a messenger RNA of Falco peregrinus (peregrine falcon), 2893 nucleotides long. It is a transcript of the gene FAM185A, whose product is annotated as family with sequence similarity 185 member A. The coding region runs from base 1 to 1239 and encodes 412 amino acids. The transcript has 9 exons. Lineage: Eukaryota; Metazoa; Chordata; Aves; Falconiformes; Falconidae. The record is from RefSeq and is a predicted model, not a curated record.
AUGGCAGGAGACAGGGGCAGGACCCAGAGCACGACAGCAAUGAACAGAACCUCAGCUGAACAGUGGGACAUAGAAUCAUUUAGUUUGGAAAAGGCCUUUAAGAACCUUGACUCCAACUGGCGCUGCCCCCCGCGCUGGGGGCCUCUGGCGCUGCGGGCGGCGGGCGGGUGGUGGGAGCCGCCCGUCCCCCGCCGCCGGUGCAGCGGCUCGGCCGAGGCCGGUGGCCGUAAGCCCCUUCAGGAGUGGGUGCUGGCGGUCAGCCCGCGGGGGCGGCUGCGGGUGCGGCUGCCCUGCCAGGUGAGCGUCCGCCCGCUGGACCCGCAGCGCUACCCGGGCGCGGCCCGUGUGCUGGUCGCCCUCAGCGGCGCCGGCGGCAGCCCCCCGCCCCGCGGCCUGCAGCGGGACCGCCUGCGGGUGGAGUACGACGAGGCGCUGGAGCAGAUGGCGAUCGUCGCGGACGGCGUGGACAGCAAGGCCACCGUGGACGUCAGGACGCCCGUCAAGUUCGAUUUGGAUAUCAAAACAUCAGGGACUGGCUGCGUGAAGAUUCAGAAAAUAGAAUGUGAUAACUGCAAAAUAGAAACUGAGAAGGGGACUAGUGUCUUGCAGUCAAUAAAGAGCCAUAAAAUCGAUAUACGGACAAACGGUGGCAAAGUAAUUGGUCUUGGAACACUUUAUGGAAAUACAGAUAUUUGUGCAACAGAGAAGGGUAGUGUGAGUAUAGAGAAGCUGCAGGGGACAUCCAUCAACAUAUCUACUGAAGAUGGGGUGCUGAAAACUAAAUAUCUCUAUGCAGAAUCAUCAUCUCUGUCUUCAGUAGCUGGUGAUAUCCUGCUGGGAAGUAUUCAUGGUAACACCAGCCUUCAGACCAAAACAGGGAGUAUUACAGUAGAUUCAUCAGAUGGAAGUCUAAAAGCUUCUACACAUCAUGGGACGAUAGAUGUUUACGUCAGUCAAUUAAGAAAAGUGGAUCUGAAAUCCCAGAAAGGCUCAAUUAUAGUCAAGGUACCUGCCUCUCUCAAAGCCUUUUUACAGUUAUCUGGAAGAAAAGUGGAUGUGAGCUCAGAGAUCCAAUUAAAAGAAACACAGAGUGCCUCCAAAGAUGAUCACGUAACUAUAACUGGUCACAUGAAUCAAAGGAAUGAAACAGACAAAUGGAUAAAGGCUGACACACAACAUGGCAAGGUGUAUCUUAAAAGCCAAAGCUGGAUCCAGUCUGUGAAGCUGAAGAAUUGUUAAAGGUGAAAUAGGCCAAAGAGAUUAAAUAAGGAAAUUGUAAAGGAACAUUUCUGUAAAAUUAUGAAAGUUGAAUGUAUAUUCUUAAUAUGAGAGAAACAAUAUUUUAAAAGGGCAUUUUGGCCCAAGAUUUGCCUGUGACAGUGGCCAGUGUUUAACAGGCCAGGUUUAUUUUCAGUGCCUUUUAGGAAUGACAAUAUUCAGAUACACAUACUCAUCAUACAUAACCUGACACACUUACCAUGUCGGUUUAAAAGCUGGUAACUUUCAAACAAAAGUUGGGGUCAUAUUUUAAAAUAAAAGCAUUUUCAACCUCUCAUAUUUGAAAACACAAAAAUCUACUUCCAAGAUGGCACGCUGUGCAAGCUGGUUUAUAUUUUAAAAUUAAAUUUCUUAGCAAUGUGGGAAUUAUACUAGUUCAUGCAAAAUGCAGAAAAUUUUCUUCAAAUUAUUUGUAUCAUGGAUAGGAUAAAGCCACUUUCAGAACUGUAGUUCUCAUUUAGUCUUCUCAUUUGGCAUUUGACCUCUAAGCACUUUCUGUCUUGUCAACGGGUACUCUGUGUGUAAGUGAAGUGGGUACUUACAUGACAGAAAUGACAGAACUUGCUUUGUGCCAGCCUGAACCACUUGUUUGUGGAUAGGAAUAAGAACUCUCGCUAUGUCUACCACUGUUCGUCUGCAAAGAAAAGCUUUUAAAAUAAUACUGGUAAGUGCAGAUCUGGCUGAUACCAAGGAGGAACACUCUCCCAACUGAACUUCAGAUGAGUCCACAUGAACAUUCCCCUAAGGUAAAAGCUGCCAAAGAAUGGGAGUAUUGGCCUAAGAACCGAGAUCUGUCACCUGUUUGCUACAUUUCCAGCGCCUUCCUGUCAGCCUUGCAUGGCAGGACGGUAAGGGCUGUACGCUCUUGGAGGCAGAGAGGCAGAGGAGUGCGGUGAGGGAAGUACGUGUGCCCUGUACAAGGGUAUACGUGGCUUUUGUGGAGGAUUAUUGUGUUACCAUAAUACAAACACACAGUAAAGGGAGGUUUAAAAGCCUUUCCAUACGUAUAGGUGGCACUUUAUAAAAGUAGUACUGGAAUUUGUCUUUAAAAUUGAAAUGUAAGGAUUCUUGCCAACUGAGUGGAUGGAGCAUAGCAAAGAAGAGUUCAGCGUCAGCUCAGGUUUUAAGUUGUGCAUACGUAUGUUUGUACUUUACAUCAUAUUGGUACAUUACGGGAUGAACUUCUCCUUACAGGAUUUUGCAAGAGGUGUAAUUGCCCCUGGCUAAUGGACUUCAAUAAUCAAGGGCAGCAUUUUUACUGUAAUUCAGGGUGGUUAAAAACUCCACGUUGUUUGCCAUUGUGUGUACUGUUUGUUUGGAUGAGGUGGGCACUGAUGUAUAUGGCAAACUAUAUGUAUUUUUAAUGUAAACACUAAUAUAUAAAACAUUACUAAUAUUGUUACUAAAAGCAAUAUAUUAGUAGUUAUUAUUUGAUAUUAUUAUUAUACUUUUUAAAGAUACAAAAUUAAUAAAUGUGUAAUGGUUUUAGAUUACCUGAAAAAACUUUGAAACUAACGAUUCCCGUGCACUGCUGUAGAUGAAGUGAAAGAAGCACUUCUAAAUUCAAACUGCAUUGAAAAAUAAAAGCAGUGUAGUGGAUAGUUCACAAAAUCGA